CAGUGAUAGAUUUUUUUUGAAUUUGUGUCUCUGAGUGACCCAAUGCAGAAGUUUACUGGACGAUGAAUCCUUGAAGACGCCGCGGAAGGACCCUGAAAACAAUCUUCGAACUUACAGCUUUCAGCGCGUGCGUUUUGGAGAGUUGUUGAAAGAGCAUUCCAACGCGGUCACUGUUUCCCCCGACUCCUUUGUGAGAAGGAAGAGGAAAUCCCACGGGUGCUGGUCAGCGAGAUCUGAGGUUGAGACCGAGGCCAUCUCAUCAGAGGCGGACCGGGGAGCCGAACUGAACUCUGUCACAGGAGUCACCAGAGGAGCCGGCGGACAUUCAUGGAGCCACGAUGGAGGAGCUCUUAGGGUCACUGGAGCGUAAACUUGCGCGGCCGCUGUUGGCCAAGUCCCGCACGCUGCCCAGCAUCCCUCAGUCCCCCACCGUGGGCCGCGUGAUCGGAGAGAGCCCGCCGCGCCGACGCCUACCCUCCCACCCUGGACACUCCAAGGCCUGCACCUUACCUUCCCCAGGUGAGCUGUGGCGAUUGGAGGACGACGACGAUGAGGAGCGGGGCGGGAAUGAGGAGUCGCGACAGCGCACUGGCAGGGGGGCGUGUGUGGAGUCUCGGCCACGCUCCCAGUCGCCCUUCUCGCACUUCCGCUCGCGGGCGGCCUACCUACGCAAGAGCGUCUCCGUGGACGAGCAGCUGGGUGGCGGAAACAACAACGCGGAGCCCUCGCACGCGGAGGGCAAAGGCCCGCGCAACGGCAAAAACAAACUCAAGCGCAAAUUCAGUCUGGGCUCUGCAGACAGGAAGGAGUCCAACCCGAGAAGGGCUGAGUGUGUGAGGAUGACUCAGGCUCCGGAGCCGCUGCCUGCUCAGCGGAAGCCCGCGCCCCUCUCCUCGUCCCCCAGCGCGGCGCGCCGCCUCUACCGCAACCUGUCCGGAAAGUUCCGCGUGGGCGUGGGCGGCGUGGGCCUGGAGGAGAGCGGCGCAGCGCCGUCUGGCCGCGACAAGGAGCGCCUGCGCAAGUCCAGCAUGUUCCAGAGUGCGGAGGCCCUGUUCGAGGCGGUGGAGCACCAGGAGCUGGACGUGGUGCAGAGCCUGCUGUCCCAGUUCAGCCUGGAGGAGCUGGACCUCAACACGCCCAACAGCGAGGGCCUGCUGCCCCUGGACGUGGCCAUCAUGACCAACAACGCCCCCAUGGCCAAGCUGCUGCUGCGCGCCGGCGCCAAGGAGAGCCCGCACUUUGUGAGUCUGGAGGGCCGUGCCAUGCACCUGGCCACCCUGGUGCGCGAGGCUGAGCAGCGCGUCGCGGAGCUGUCGUCCCAGGUGACGGGGGAGGGCCAGGGGGAGAGAGAGGACCUCAAGUCCUGGGAGUGGAGACUGCGCCUCUACCGCAGGAUGGAGACAGGCUUCCAGCAUUCCAGUCCUCCUGAUGCUCCGGCGAGUGUGUGUUUGUCUGUGAGUGGCAGCAGCAGCCUCAGGGUACAUUUCCAGGAGCCACUCAGUGUCAACUCUGCUACCGUCACCAAGUACAAAGUUGAGUGGAGUUCAUCUCCCUCCUUCAGUCCGGUCCUGGGAGACAUUGUGGUCGAAGACACCACUCGGCUUCAGUGUGACAUCAGCGGGCUGACAUCAGGUACCUAUUACUAUGUGCAGGUAUCGGCGUACAACAUGAAGGGCUGGGGGCCCGCCCACACAGCUGUACCCGCCUGUGCCACCCCGUCAAGCUGGAGGGACAUUGAUGGACGGGCGCCACGUCUGAAGGGCCAGAAAGAGGCUCUGGAGCAGCUCUACACACAGAUCAAAGACUCACACCGGCAGUGUGUAUGCCAUGACCAGUGCAAGACGGCGCCUCACAUCCGCAAGCACUCGGUGUCCAAGAGUCUGCGCCAUCUCUUCCAGCCCAAUAGCAAGUUCAUUAAGAGCCUGAAAAGGGGUCUGUACCUGACCUGUAUCCUGUACAGGGAUGAUAAUGUGCUGGUCACUCCAGAGGAUCAGAUCCCCAUAGUGGAGGUGGACGACUCCUACAGCUCCCUAACUCAAGACUUCCUCUGGUUCACUAAGGUAUCGUAUCUGUGGGAUGAGAUCUGGUGGCUGCAGCAGUGUGCUGUGUCGGGCCAGUCCUCCUGCUCCUGUACCCUGCAGACCAGACUCAAGAUGCUGCAAGCCAUCGCUCAUCUCCAGAGCCUCCUGGGCACUCCGGAUCUGGGCCAGGCCUACUUCGAGCCCAUCAAGGACAAGCACGGCAACGCGCUGCUGGUGCUGCUGCGGGACAUGGGUGCGGUGGGGGGCGUGGAGGGCAUGCGCUGGAGCCCCCUCUGCAAACUGCAGCUGCAGCGCAAGAGCCUCUCCUCACCCGAGGAGCCCACCGCACUGGACACGCUGCUCAUCACCCUGCACGAGAAGCUGGCCUACCAUCGGCGCAGUAGGAAGGUCCUCUCCCCCGGUCUGUAUCUGGGCUACCUGAAGCUCUUCAGCACGGUGGAGCAGAUCAGGGUUCUAGUUCCACAGAAGCUCCCCAACGUGCUCUGUUACGUCAAGAUCCGAGACAACAGCAACGUGUCGAGAUCGGAGUGGGAGUGGCUGCAGGCGGUGCGCUCCAUCGAGGAGGCCCAUGAGAUGGCGGCGGACGAGCAGAGUGCUCCACACCGCCUCCUGCAGGACCUGCGCUGCGCCUCACGAGAGCUCCUCAGCCACAUGAACAUCUCCAAGAAACAGGCGCAGGAGUUCCGCAUCUACACGCAUGAGGUGUGUGAGUUUGGGCAGGGGGUGUCCUUUCUGCUGCUGCUGCCACCUUGCGAGGACGUGUGCUCGGCCCCGGGACAGAAUCAGCCCUACUCCCCCCGCGCAGGCCUACUCACCCUGCCCCUGCAGGUCUUUGAGCUGGUGCACUUCGAGGCGUACUGCUCCAGUUUCAUCGGGCCUUUCUGUCGGGUGUCGGCCCUGCUGGGCCUGGAGUCCCUCAUGUCCCAGCAGGCCUUGAGAGAAGCCUUCUCUGAGUCCGAGCUGCUCACCGCCAAACACAAACACCAACAAGUCCAGGAGCACAUGCAGCAAAUGGAGGAGCUGUGGCGGGAGUCGCGGUGGAUCAUGGACGCGCUGCAGAACGCGCGCUACAAGCAGCCGGCGGGCGGCGUGGCCCUCUCCUGCCUCAUGGACUUCUCCCGCGAGACGCUGCCCGAGACGCCCCGCUCCACCUCCUCCGCGCCCGACUACCUGCCUUCGCCGCCCGCCUCACCCGACAGCCACCGCAAACCUUCAGAUCUCCCCGGUCUGUCAGACGAGGAAGGUUCAUCUGAGGUCUUCCUCACCACAGACAGCGACUACGACUCCAGUCGGGCCCAGAGCCCCCGCGAGCUGGACCUGCUCCCCCCGUCCCCGGGCGUCUGCAGCCGCGGCAGCACCAGCGGCAUGGGGGCCAGCUCCCGGCCCGAUGUGGUCGGCGGUGGCGACCUGCCCACGGGACGAGGCCUCGGAGGCAGAGACGCUGGCGGAGGCGGAGGUGGAGGUGGAGGCGUGUGCCCGGAGACCUUCGACAGCGACUUCAUCCUGCCCAGCAGGCAGAUAGAGCUGCUGCGCAUCACGGAGAAGCGGCAGGCGCUGUGCGUCCGCACCAGCAGUCUGGAGUGCCCCCCCACCUCCUCCCCGUCCUCCUCCUCCUCGCCCUGCUGCGGUGGUGGUGGGGGCACGGCCAACGCCCCCGGCUCUCCGCACCACCACCAACGCUUCCACCACGGCACCCACGGGCAUCCGUCGCGGCCCGGCCGGCCCACGCGCGCCCACUCGGAGGACAGUGGCGUGCGGAGGCUCUCGGCGCCCUGCGCCAGCACCUCCUGUAGCGGUAGCAGCGCCAACUGGCACACCACCAUACGCAUCUACCCACAAUACCCCACCGGCCUGCCCAAGGAGACCAGCGUCAAGCUCCGCGUGACCCCCAGCACGUGUGCCCGUGAGAUCGUCCGCCUGGUGGUGCAGGAGAUGAACGCCGUGUCCAGACAGCUGUUGGGCACGGCCGCGGAGCACUGCGCGCUGGGGCCCGAGGGGGGCUGGGUGUGCGGCUGCGGCCCCGGGCUAGGUGCUUGCGUCUGUGGGCCCCCUCCGGCCGGCGUUUACGGGGCCGAGCACCUGGAGCACUUCGGCCUGGUGCUGGUGCUGGAGGAGCGACUCAAGUGGCUGCAGGACGACUUCUGUCCGCUGCAGCUGCAGAACCCCUGGAGUCGCGGCAAGCUGUGUGUGCGCAUCAAGGAGUACUCGCCGCUGGCCUUGCAACACGGCAGGGCCACCACCGUCUGA
Messenger RNA from Engraulis encrasicolus (European anchovy), 4289 nucleotides. It is a transcript of the gene ankfn1b, whose product is annotated as ankyrin repeat and fibronectin type-III domain-containing protein 1. Gene Ontology annotation, molecular function: protein binding. Gene Ontology annotation, biological process: regulation of establishment of bipolar cell polarity; signal transduction; establishment of mitotic spindle orientation. The record is from RefSeq and is a predicted model, not a curated record. The coding region runs from base 339 to 4289 and encodes 1316 amino acids. The transcript is spliced from 23 exons. Gene Ontology annotation, cellular component: spindle. NCBI's taxonomy places the organism in Eukaryota, Metazoa, Chordata, Actinopteri, Clupeiformes, Engraulidae.